AUGUCUGUGAAUGGAAAUACUGAUGAUCAUUCAAUUAAAGUUGUUGAUGAGAGUUCAUUAUUAGAUAAUGAUGAAUUAGAUCAAAUGUCACGUUCUAGAUUUGUGGAUGAUGAAGUUAUGUCUUUUUUUUCUGGUAUUAGACAAAAACAAAGUACUGUUUUAUCAAAAUCAUCUGUUGUUCCAAGUAUGAAAUUAUCAUGGCAUGAUAUUAAUUCAAGACCAUCACAAAAUAUUAAGACAAGUAAAGGUAAAAAAGUUGAUUUGUCAGAUGAAAUUAUAAAAAAAAGACCAUACAUAUUGAAGGAUGUUUUUGGUGUUGCAGAACCGGGAGAAGUUUUAGCAAUUAUGGGAGCAUCAGGAGCAGGAAAAACAUCUCUCCUUAAUAUAUUAACACAACAAAAUUUAUCUGGUUUAGCAUUAAGUGGAAAAAUUAAAAUAAAUGAUGUUGAGGUUGAUGGGCAACUUUUGAGAAAACUUUCAGCCUACGUUCAACAAACAGAUUUAUUUAUUGGAUCAAUGACAGUUGAGGAACAUUUAAAAUUUGUGGCAAAAUUAAAGAUGGGUCGUAAUUAUACAACAGAAGAGAUUGAUCAAAAAGUUUCAAUGUUAUUAGAUGAAUUAGGAUUAACAAAAUGUGCUAAAAAUCUUAUUGGAUGGCCACAUAAACAAAAAGGUAUCAGUGGUGGUGAAAGAAAAAGAUUAGCCUUUGCCAGUGAAAUAAUUACAGCACCACCAUUAUUAUUUUGUGAUGAACCAACAUCAGGAUUAGAUUCAUUUUUAGCACAACAAGUAGUACAAGUUUUAAAAAAAUUAGCUUCAAAAAAUAGAAUGACAAUUGUUGUAACUAUUCAUCAACCAUCAUCACAAGUUUUUGAAAUGUUUGAUAAAAUAUUAUUUAUGGCUGAAGGUAGAGUAGGAUAUUUUGGUACAAUAUCAGGUGGAAUAAAUUUUUGGAAAAAUAUUGGAUUACCAGUACCACCAAAUUUUAAUCCAUCUGAUCAUUUUAUUAAUACAUUAGCAAUUAAAAAAAAACAAGAAUUAAAAUGUCAAAAAGAAGUUAAAAAAAUUUGUGAUACAUUUCAAAAUAGUGAUGAAGGAAAAAAUUUAUAUAAUAAAUGUAUUGGUAAAAAAAAAGGAUCAACAACAGGAAUAGUAUCAUUUAAUGAUCUUUUAGAAGUUGAUGAAAAAUUAAAAAAUAAUGCUUCAUUUAAAUAUGAAUCAACAUAUAGUCAACAAAUGAUUGCAUUAAUAAAAAGAUCAUUUCUUGUAACAUUACGUGAACCAAUGUUAUUAAAAGUUAGACUUUUUCAAUCUAUACUUAUAGCAGUUAUUCUUGGUUUAGUUUAUUUUCAAACACCUGUAAAACAGGCAACAGUUAUGAAUAUUAAUGGUGUCCUUUUUCAGGCAGUUUCAAAUUUAAAUUUUAUGUUUCAAUUUGUUAUUGUAUAUAUAAUGUGUGAUGAAUUACCAAUAUUUUUAAGAGAACAUCAUUCAUCAUUAUAUAGAGUUGAUACAUAUUUUUUGGCUAAAAAUAUUGCUGAUAUACCACAAUUUAUUCUUUAUCCUGUUACUUUUUCAGUUAUUCUUUAUUGGAUGGUUGGAUUAUAUAGUAAUAUAUGGACAUUUUUAAUUUUUAUUAUUACUGGUACAUUAGUUACAAAUGUUGCUAUUAGUAUAGGAUAUAUGGCUGCAUGUUUAUUUAGAAAUGUAGGUGUAGCUGUUGCUGUAAUGCCAAUAUUUACCAUACCAAUGUUAGCAUUUUCUGGUUUUUAUAUUAAUAUUAGAAAUUUACCAUGGUACUUUUCAUGGAUGAGAUAUUUUUCAUAUUUUGGAUAUGCAUUUGAAACUAUGGCUAUUAAUGAAUGGAUAAAUUAUGAUAGUAUUGAAGGAUGUAUUCCUGUUCCAGAAACUAAUAUAACUAUACCACAUAAUUGUUAUAUGAAUGGUUAUGAAGUUUUACAAGAUUAUGAUUUUGAAGUUGGACAUGAAUUUAGAAAUAUUUUUUUAAUGAUUGCUUUAAAUAUUAUUUUUAGAUUAAUUGCAUUUGUUGCUUUAUAUAAGAAAUCAAAAGCUUAUACUUAA
Messenger RNA from Strongyloides ratti, 2082 nucleotides. Its product is annotated as ATP-binding cassette sub-family G member 2. Gene Ontology annotation, molecular function: ABC-type transporter activity; ATP binding; ATP hydrolysis activity. Lineage: Eukaryota; Metazoa; Nematoda; Chromadorea; Rhabditida; Strongyloididae. Bases 1 to 2082 code for a protein of 693 amino acids. The record is from RefSeq and is a predicted model, not a curated record. Gene Ontology annotation, cellular component: plasma membrane. The transcript has 2 exons.